Messenger RNA from Fimicolochytrium jonesii, 951 nucleotides. RefSeq lists its product as uncharacterized. Bases 211 to 576 code for a protein of 121 amino acids. The record is from RefSeq and is a predicted model, not a curated record. NCBI's taxonomy places the organism in Eukaryota, Fungi, Chytridiomycota, Chytridiomycetes, Spizellomycetales, Powellomycetaceae. Gene Ontology annotation, biological process: mitochondrial respiratory chain complex I assembly; electron transport chain. The transcript is spliced from 2 exons. Gene Ontology annotation, cellular component: mitochondrion.
GGUGAUUUUCAGGAGCGCGGCGAGGACCGAAAGCCUGAAAGCAACCACCUGCAACUUGUGCAAGACCCGCAUUUUAGCAGCAAAACUACUCUCUCUCUCAUCGAUAUCCACCGGAAUCAACCCGCCGCAGGAGGGCGCCCUAGCCAAACCCCAAUUCGGUCGCCGACGUCUCAACUGGAUCAGCUCCGCAUCGAACAAAAACCCGACAUCAUGUCUCCACCCGCCAAACCCAUCCCCCCUCCUCCCACCGGCGCGGCCUUCAAGUACCCGGCCCCGGAGUUCGCCUACUUCCCCUUCAAAGCCUUCCGCCCGAACCCGCCCUUCCUCGACGGCGGCGCCCGCAAGCCCGACCCGUGGGCCAAACGCGACGCAUGGCGCUACAACGACUACUUCUCCCGCGCCAACCGGGUCAAAGCCAUGGUCCCCGGCCUGGGCAUGGCGACGGCGGCCUUUGCGGUGUACGUGGCGUACGAUAAGUGGUAUCAGACGAGUGGGCCUGGGAGGGAGGAGAAUGAGAAAUGGCAGAGGUGGAUGGAGGAGAGGGAGAAGAGGAUUGGGGGGCAUGGACACCACUAGAUGGGGCUUGGAAAGUCAUUGGCGAGCUGGAGGGGAUGGGUUACCGCUGCUGUUGGUGUCAGGUUGGCUAGACGUACUUCAACGACAGAAUGACCACACAGCCCCACUUUGCAGCUGAAGUACCGUCAUGAACCCCCAGCAAAACGAAAGACACGUCUACCUCUGGAGGUGUAAAGUCAUGAGACGGGAAGAAAGGGUGAUACCACAGCUAUGAUUUAGAUGCAGCGUAAUCUGUAUGUUUUUACUGGGACAGAAAAUACAUAUGGCAUGCACACGUACCCCACGAUCAGCAGACGUGAGUUAUCUAUCAUUAACGUGGAUCAUUAAGACCAAAAUAUACAGAUGCUAGUACGACGUCUACUGUAGCUUCAGGUG